AUGUUAGCAGCUGUGGGCGAAAGCAAGCGCAUUACCCUGUUAGACUCGCAUCAGCAUACAACUGUAGCCGUAGUGUAUAAUGCCCAUAUAUCACCCAUAGGGCACGUGAGGUUCAUCCGCGAUCACUUAUUCGGCACAUGUGGCAAUGACAAAAGGGUACUUCUUUGGGAUGCAAGGAAUCUGAAGUCAUCCGUUCGAACCCUGCGCGGACACAGGAACCACGUGCGCAACCUUGAAUUUUCAGCUAGAGAUGGAUUAUUGCUAUCUAGUGGUUUCGACGGACAGAUAUUUGCUUGGCAAAUGAACUACUUCGGAGAAAACGACGAGGCUAGAAAUUUAAUUCUCCGUUUUGGCGGACUGACUCGCAUGCGUUUAACUCCUGACGCGUCGAAACUAAUAAUUUCUACAAUGGACGGAUACCUCCUAGUAGUGAACAAUCUCGUUUUAUCCACUCUGGCGGAUGACUAUGACGGAUUUAGACCUAAUCUUUAUAGAGUUAUGCAAAAGACCGGCUUACCAUUGCCCUCCCCCCGUCGAUAUGCCUAUUUGUUUUCAAGCUCCCGCAAACGCAACCGAGCUACAAUAAUUUCAGACUUCCCAAAAUCUGACAAGGCCGAAAUUAUCUCAUCGUUGGAGCUACAUCCGCAAGGAUGGUGCACGGUUAGCCGCAACUUAGCUCUCAACAACGAGUCAGAAUGGACGUGUGUCCACGAUAUCCAAGAUAUGCCUUCUUCAGAGGACGAGUCUGGCCCCGAAGACGACGCGGACGACAACGCGUCGGAUGUCACUUGUUUGUCCGGCGGCGAAUUAGAGAGCGACCUGUCGUCCGAUUCUGCUGACGGCGGCAGUUUGAUGUUCGAGGACGACGCCAGUGAGUCCAGCGACUCGUCAUCUCGGCAUCAGCGCGUGGGAAUAUUGCGUAGAACCUAUAGCUGGAUGCAACGCUACUCGUCCGUGGCAGCUGAUGCAACCCCAGAGCCAUUAGGCGCGUCACCGGGCAGAAGUGCCUGGUCUCCGUCCGCCGAAAUGGAAGGCAUGCUGGCGGCAGGCCACCCACACACUCUCGACGCGGCUCCUCACGCGGACAGCGUGGCCAGGGCCCGGAAUGCAGCAGGGGAUGCUGCGGGAGCAUCUGGUGCAGGUGGGUUCGCGCGGUCCAGCGGUGCUGCGUCCUCAGCCUCCGCCCCGCAGCCCUGCACGCCCUCGGCCGCUGGAGGACCCUUCCCGGAAGCCACUGGAGGAUUCGCCGAGGGCGCCGAUUCUUGCUCGCUCGGUCCUCAUCAUCCUCCCCCCUCAGUCUGGUCGACCUUCGUCCGCGAGACAGGAGGAGAUGCUACAGGAGAUUCCACGGGAGAAUGCAGUGCUGGCGAGAUCGCGGGGCCCAGUGGCACUACUGUCUCAGUCAGCGUCCGACCGCCCUCAGCUGUUGGAGGAGACUUUAAGGAAGCAGCUGGAGGACGUGGGGAGGACGAAAGCGGCGCUUCUUCCUCACCCAGCACCCAACCUGCCUCUUUCACAUCCCUGUGGUCCUCAGCCACCGGUGCAGCCCCGGGGGGAGCCAUGCCAUGGAGGUGGCGGAGUGAGUUGCCGGCGGGGCAGCCGGGAGAAGCAGUCGCUGGGACAUCCACGCAUGCAAGCGCCCAAGGUGUAGUGCGGCGUAGAGGCCUUCAUACAGACCAUGACGUCACGAGAGCAGGACGGUACAGUGGCAGAGACCACAGAGCGAGUGAAGAUUCACGGGAGCGGAUGCAGGAGAGGCAGCAACGAGAGGGAGCUCCCCCCGACGCUUGUGGGAGGAAUUUCUCGCGACAAAUCGCACCGACCAGUGUGUCCGUUCCCCAGAACAGCCCAAGGUUAACUCACUUUAUCCAAGAGCUGAACAUUCACAGAGGUCAUAUAAAGGAAGUAAGUUUCUCAGCCGAUGGUCGAAUCAUAUGUUCUCCUUUCCACCAUGGAGUAAGGCUUCUAUCGUUUGCUGAAAGAUGCUCCGAGUUUUCUUCCUGUUACCCGGCAAAUGGUCCUGUACCCCUCCAUGAGUUAUCAAGGUUUCAAUCCCAUAAUAAAACAGUUGUCUCGACAGCCUUUUCCCCGCGGCAUAUGACGUUGGUCACAGCCUGUCUGAAAGGCGAAAUUCUUUGGAAUGAACCUCAUAUGUAA
This is a messenger RNA of Gryllus bimaculatus (two-spotted cricket), 2157 nucleotides long. The record is from the annotation of a GenBank genome assembly. NCBI's taxonomy places the organism in Eukaryota, Metazoa, Arthropoda, Insecta, Orthoptera, Gryllidae.